Dracunculus medinensis (Guinea worm) is the source of this 1467-nucleotide messenger RNA. Lineage: Eukaryota; Metazoa; Nematoda; Chromadorea; Rhabditida; Dracunculidae. The record is from the annotation of a GenBank genome assembly.
AUGAAUAAGAAUAGAUUAAAACGCGAACAUGCAGGGAAUGAAAAUGAUUUAAAUGAGGUCGAAAAAUCAGAUGCAAAUUUGGGCCAAAAAGCGAAAUUUUCGAUAUUGGGAGUCCGAUUUUCAAUACUUUUGGUUACAUUAUUUGCUAUGACUACUGUUAAAGCCAAUGAAAUGAUUUUUAAUUUAGCAGUUCUCUGUAUGAUAUCGAAUUCAACUUCUCAUGGAGAAAAGGUCGAUCUUUCGCCACACUUAAUAAGUACGAUAUUCGCAAGUAGUGCGAUGGGUGGAUUUAUAUUUGUUUUACCUUUAUCAAUUGCACUUCGCCGUUGCGGUGGACGCAUUAUAUUUUCAACGUUAAUAUUUUUAUCAUCAUUUUCAACAGCUUUAAUACCAUUAGCUGCAAAGACAGAAGCACAUUUGAUUAUUCUUAUAAGAAUGAUACAAGGUAAAAUUUUAUCUUUGUUUAUUUUAUCAUUCUUUUCUGACAAAUAUAAUAUUCAUUUAAUUGCUUGCAAAAAAUAUUUAACAUUUAUUUUAGGUAUGGCAUUCGCAUCAUCAUCGCCCAUCGUAGGAUGCCUUUCAUCUAGUUGGGCUCCUGAAUCUGAACUUGGUGAAUCGCCCUUUGUUAUUAAAGAUUGCUCGAAAAUUUUUAGUUAUUCAUGUAUAUUUUUCGGUUGGCCUUAUACAUUCAUUUUUCAUUCCAUACUGUCAACUUUAUCAGCACUGAUAUUUGCAUUAUUCUAUCGAAAUAGUCCGGAAGAUCAUCCAUUAAUAACACGAAGAGAAAUUAACUUGAUUUCUAAAAGAGCUGAUAGUAGAUCAAAUAAAAUACAAACGAUACCGUAUUAUGACAUAUUUAAAAGCAAACCAGUUUGGGGCGUGUGGAUUGCAUAUUUGGGAAUCCCUUUUGGAUUCCAAUUUACAGCACAAUUCAUGCCACUUUACUUCAAUAUGGGCUUAGAAAUAUCGUUUGAACGAACUGCCUUAUCAACUAUGGUACCACCAUUGGUUGAAUUUUUUAUAAAGAUUUUAGCGGGUAUAUUAUCAGAUCGAAUUACGUUUAUAAAUGAAAAAAAAAAGCUUCAAAUAUUUAGUACAAUUGGAAUGGUUGGAUGCGGCCUCUUUAUACUGCCUUUAGGAUUUCUAUCUAAAGAUGAUUCGAGUAUAGCAAUAUUUUGCUUCACGGCGAGUAUUAGUUUUAUUGGCAUGACAGCUUGCGGUCCAAUGAAAAGUGCUAGAUUAAUUGCAGGAUAUUUUGCUCAAGAAAUUAUGGCUAUUAUCCAACUAUUAUUAUGUGUUGGUAAGAUUCUUAUACCAUUUGUUGUAAAUUUCUUGGUACCUCAUUAUUCGAUUGAAGAAUGGCGUAUCGCUGUGAUUUUAAUAGCGAUUAUUCUUUCUUUGUGCAACGCUGUUUUUUGUUAUUUUUGUAGUUCUUAUCUACAACCUUGGGCAUUCAAUUCGAGUUAA